This is a messenger RNA of Venustampulla echinocandica, 1698 nucleotides long. Its product is annotated as Fumarate hydratase. Gene Ontology annotation, cellular component: tricarboxylic acid cycle heteromeric enzyme complex; mitochondrion. Gene Ontology annotation, biological process: tricarboxylic acid cycle; fumarate metabolic process; malate metabolic process. Gene Ontology annotation, molecular function: fumarate hydratase activity. The transcript is spliced from 3 exons. The record is from RefSeq and is a predicted model, not a curated record. Lineage: Eukaryota; Fungi; Ascomycota; Leotiomycetes; Helotiales; Pleuroascaceae. The coding region runs from base 1 to 1698 and encodes 565 amino acids.
AUGCUCCGGCCGGCACCAAGGAGUGGGAGCUCCGCAUGGAGCUCGCUGUCACAAGCGGUAGCUGGGAAUACAAGGACAUCAACAUCAGCUGUUUCCCUCAAGGCCCGAAGACCUAUUAGUUCAACACCCCGCAACUACAGCAUUUGCUUGACGGCUAGACAUUCACGAACACCGCUAUCGACAUCAUCCUCAACUCCUUCAUUCGCAUCAACCUCCCUAUAUAGAACUACAACUACAUCACUACCCCGCUUUGGCAGAAGCUUUCACGCCACUUCAAACGCAAUGGCAGAGACAAGGACAGAAACCGAUGCCUUCGGGGAGGUGCAGGUGCCGGCAGACAAGUACUGGGGAGCGCAGACCGAACGGUCAUUAGAGAACUUCAAGAUCAAUCAACCACAGGAUCGCAUGCCCGCGCCCAUUGUGAGAGCAUUUGGCAUCCUCAAGGGAGCGGCAGCAACAGUCAACAUGCAGUUCGGGCUUGACCCUACGGUUGGCAAGGCCAUUCAAGAAGCGGCUGCCGAAGUUGCCUCCCUCAAGCUCGUCGAUCACUUCCCCCUCGUGGUGUGGCAGACUGGCUCCGGCACACAAUCGAACAUGAACGCCAACGAAGUUAUCUCGAAUCGUGCAAUUGAAAUCCUGGGAGGAAAGAUGGGAAGCAAGAAGCCGGUCCACCCCAAUGACCAUGUCAAUAUGAGCGCUUCGUCAAACGAUACGUUCCCUACCGUCAUGCACAUUGCCGCAGUCCUCGAAAUCGAAAAUGAACUUAUACCCGCCAUCAAGUCCCUCCGAUCCGCUCUCCAGGCUAAAGUUGACGACUUCGAAUCAAAGAAUAUUAUCAAAAUUGGACGGACACAUCUCCAAGAUGCUACCCCGCUGACUCUCGCUCAAGAAUUCUCUGGAUAUGUUGCCCAGCUGGACUUUGGCAUCAAGCGUGUCGAAUCUUCCCUCCCCGAUCUCCGUUUAUUGGCACAGGGAGGUACUGCUGUUGGAACUGGAAUCAAUACCUACAAGGGCUUCGCCGAGGCUAUUGCCGCCGAAGUCAGCAAGAUGACCGGCACUGAAUUCAAGACCGCACCAAACAAGUUCGAAGCCCUUGCCGCACACGACGCCAUUGUCCAAGCUUCCGGUUCCCUCAAUACCCUUGCAUCAUCUCUCUUCAAAAUUGCCCAAGAUAUCAGAUAUCUCGGCUCUGGACCACGCUGCGGUCUAGGGGAGUUGUCCCUGCCUGAAAAUGAGCCAGGAAGCAGUAUUAUGCCUGGUAAAGUCAACCCAACACAAUGUGAGGCUCUGACCAUGGUUUGCGCACAAGUCAUUGGCAACCACACUGCCACCACCAUCGGGGGAAUGAAUGGACAAUUCGAACUGAAUGUUUUCAAACCCUUGGUUAUCCGAAAUUUACUACACAGCACCCGUAUCCUUACCGACGGCAUGGCGAGCUUUGAGAAGAACUUAGUGGUUGGCCUCGAAGCAAAUGAGGAAAAGAUCAAGAGCAUCCUGAAGGAAUCACUUAUGUUGGUGACUUGCCUUAACCCAAAGAUUGGCUAUGAUAUGGCCAGCAAGGUAGCCAAGAACGCACAUAAGAAGGGCUUGACACUAAAGGAAUCCGCUAUGGAACUGAAAGCUUUGAGCGAGGAGGACUUUGAUCGAUUAGUCAGACCAGAACUGAUGGUCGGCCCCGCGGAAUACCAAGGAAAAUAA